CAGGGAAAGCAUUUAAGCAGCAGCCAUUUUGGGCACAAGCAGUGCUUAGACAAGUCAGUCGCUUAGUAGCCGUGAACGCGUUCGCUCGCGUCGCGAAAAAACGAACCACUUGUAUUGUGAAGCGUUGAAGAAGUGUUCAAGAGUUAAAUGAAGUGAAAUGAGCUUUGUUGUGGCAAAGUAAGUAAGAUAUAAAUAACAAAUAGAAAAAUUUACGAAAAAGCAGAUAACCAAGAACAAAACAAAAUUAAAAAUAGCUAAAGCAAAAAAGUAAUCUAAAGAAAUGCGCUAAAUAUUUUAAAAUAUUUGAAAAACUAUUAACUGAACUUCAAAAACGUCCAACUAGGAUAUAAAGGAAAUGCGCGUACACACAGCAGCACAAACGCAUUUACAUAGACUGUUAAGAGGCAAAUGUAAGGCGUUUGAAUGUUUGAAAUACUGAAUAUUUUGCUUACCCAGAAAUGCUAUUUAGGUCAAAACGAACUGGACCAAGCAACACGAGACCAGCGAAGAGCUGAAAAAUAAGUACGCGCGUGUGGAAUAACAAACGGAGGUAAACACGAUAUACGUAGCAGAAAUAACGAGCGGAAAGUAAAAGACGUGAAGUCGUACACUUAAGCAAACAAAAAAAAAAUGAAAACAACAAAUUAAUAAAAAAUAAAAAUACACAUAUUGAUUGAGUGAUAAAAGCGCGAAAUGACAGUUAAAUCAAAUAUCACAACUCAAUUAAACAUAAAAUCAAUAAGCAGUGGCACGCGCGUGGCAGACUAGUGGGAAAAACGAAGAAGAAGAAGCAGCAGCAGCAGCAGCACUAGCGUAGCACUGACAGGCAGCACAGGUGAAAGAGGGACUUCAAAAGCCUAGCGAAUGAAUUCGAUUUUUUUUGUGGGUCAAUGAAAAGUGAAGGUUUCACGCAUAGAAAGACGUGAAACUAAGGAAAUAACAACAAUGCUGUGGCAGCACAUAAUAAUCAUAGUAUUGGAAAAUUAUUAUGCAAAUCACAGCAACAAAAGCAAAGAACGAAAUUCAUUGGUUUGAGUUUUCAUCAAACGCUGAGUAUCCUGAUACGAUAAGAAAACAAGCAAAACAUAGCGAAAUUAUAAGAAAAACAAUAAAGAAAUAAGUAUUGAAAAGACCCAAAGACGAAAGGUACAUUUUUAGAUACAAAAGUAAAUAAGAAAAUAUGCAAGACAUAACAAAAAUUUAAGGAAAAUUUUCAAAUACAAAAACAAAUAAGUAUCGCCAUAAGGCGCAUUUGGUGGGUGUAGAAACUUGAAGGCCGCAAUUACUUGGAGAAACUAAGGAAAAAGUCCAAGAAGAAACCAAAAACCAAAACGAAAUAUAUACAACAAAAAUUCUAAACACAACAACAAUAAUUCCAACCAACAACUCAACUAGUAAAGCGUACCGCAAGUAGCGAGCAUAGUUUAUAAAACAUUGCAAAGUAGUUAAGUAGCAGCAGUUGUUUACUUCACGCAUAACAGCAAAUAAUUUUGUUAACCGUAAAGAAAAAAGCGCAAGAAUGCGAGCACCAAAAACAACAAUUUCUAUCCCAUUAACCAAUAACAAAUAACCAGCAGCAGCAGCAGCAGUAACACAAGCGCUAACCCAUUUCCGCGUAGGUUGUUGCAAGAGAGCUUGAAAAUGGAAGCCACCCCGAAGGUGCAUCGUCAUCGUCACCGACGUUCGGAUUCGCGUCAUCAACGGCACGAGCGUCAGAACAAUAAUAGCAGUAACAGCAACAGCAACGGCAACAGUAAUAGCAAUGGCCAGCAGCUUAGGCGGAGCAAUGAUAUUAUAACAACAACAGCGACAACCACAACAGUAACAACGACGCCAACACUAGCAGCGGAUGCGGCAGCGACAACUCCACACGCGCAAUUGAAUCAGCUGCAACAGACGCGAACACAACAGCAAACAACGCAUUCAAACGCAAUUGAAUCACCAGUGCGUGAGCGUCGUAGUCAGGCGCGGACAGCCAGAGCUCAGACUAGUGCACUGGGAAUCGCCGGGAGCACCGCCACCGCCACGGCCGUUACCACUGUAGCUGCUCCACAAGCAUCAACAACAAUUGAAAUUCCCACAGCACUUACACAUCUUGCGGAUGAGGAGGUCGCCGAGGACGGCACACACGGCGACUCAGAAGAUGUCUGCUCUAUUGUGAGUGUAACUACCGUGCAUGAGCGACGUAGACUUUCCACAGAAGACACACUUGAUCCAUUGGGCACAACCUCAUUGAGUUUGUCGACCACAUCUCAGCAAACGGUUUUGUUGGUAAAUGGUCAUUCUCCGCCACCGCAGGAGGACGACGACGACGAAGUUGCGCACCAACAGGAGCAAGUUACCAAAGAGAACACCUUCACGCCAACCAUGACAGCCUGUGGUACACGCAGAGAUAUUGGCAGCACUGCGGUGAAGGAAGAUGGUCCCACACAAAUUGAGUCGCCUACAGCACCUAAUCCUAAUGGCGGCACUGGCGGUGGUGGUGGUGGUGGUAGCAGUCGUAACUCAUCUGGCGAUGCACUUAGCUUACGUGAAACGUUACAGCAGCUACCGCCUACGGUUACACACGGACAUCGUCAUCGACGUACACAUUCGCCACAAUCACCGGCGAGGCGCACUCAAGAAGUGGACGCUUCGUUUCAUCGCGGCAUCUUGGGUUUCAUGGAUCGUGAACUGAAGCACAGUUCGCCGACGCCGUCAGCGUUGAGUGUGGGCAGUGGUAGUGCAGCGAGUGGAGGUGGUGGUGGUGUUAGCAGUGGCGCCGGUGGUAGCGGUACAGUGCGUAAGCUGCAGUCACUAUCGGAUCCGCAGGCGAGCCCCGCCCAACGUUCGGUACGUUCGCGCAGCAGUCUGGAGAAGAGUCCGCGACGCAAACGUAGCAAAUCGGAAUCGCGUAGGCGGCGCGAACGCAAACUAAUUGCUGCUGGUGAAAUGGAAGUGCGACAGGCGAACGAAACUUUGAUGCGAUAUUUGAAGCAGUGUUCAGAAAUGAAUGACGCUUCGUUGUCAGGCGAGCUGGAAAUCGAUCAGAAUUACGAUGAACGACGGGUGCAUCGGAAAACGAAAUCGCAACGGGAUAAGCGUGGGCAUUUAAUAAGCAAACUUUACUCAGCAGGCGGUCUCUCUUCUAUAUUGCGGGAGCUUUCCGAUGACAUUGUACCCGCAGAUGGUGAGGAAAUCUACAAUCCAUUCACACCGGUUGUCUCCCCCACCGAGGAUACGCCCGCACACAUUGACAAAAUGUUCCUGCAGACGUCAUCGGGAUAUCGACCAGUUGAGCACUGCUACUAUAAACAUUCGUUUGUCGGUGUAGGUAGUAUGGGAGGCGUUAGCGGUGGCGGAGGUGGCAAUGGUGUUGGUGGUGGUGUAGGUGGUGCAGGUGGCGCCGGUGGCAGUGGGCGUUAUGGCGGUGCACAUCGCUUGUCUGCCGCAGGCGGCAGUUUGGCUGGUGGUUUGGAACAUGCGGGCGUGUUGCGGGCGAGUGGCAGUUUCGGCGAUACGCGUUGUCUAUUGGAUGCCGAGUGUGGAAGGCAUCAUCGUGAGAUCACGUCGAACAUACAAUUGGCCUGCGUCAUUCAACGAAUUUGGAUACUCAUCUCGAAUAUCUGUCACGGUUUGCUAGCUGGUCUAGCUUUGGCCCAUUUGCUAUUCGUAUUAAGCAGUCAUCCGAUGGAUUGGUCGCGGGUACUUAGUCUUGCUGGCGAGACUGUAUCCAAGGGGCAGGGUGCGGAGGUAGCAGGAGCAACAGUGACAGCGACAACAGUAGCUGCGUCAGCGGUGAACGGUGGUGGCGGCGAUGUCGGCGGUGUGGAUGUCGAUGGUAAACCUACGCUAAGUGGCACGCAGCAAACAUUUAGCUUCGUGGAGGAUUAUGCUUCAUUUGCUGAGAUCUAUCUGAAUACAUUCUAUUGUUUGGCGAUUGUCUGCAUGGUGUCGGUAUUUGAUCGCAUGGAUAUUUGCCGUUGGGAUUUCAGCAAUGCCACCGAGUUAGUCUCAUUUCGUUGGUUAAUCAUUGCAAUGAUUUAUAUAGCGACAAUAAUAUUAACGAUCUGCUCCGAUUCAAUUGACGAACGACUCUAUUACAGCAACAAUGCGAAUGUGACGCUAACGCAAGAGGAAAUGUAUAGCAACAGCGUAUUGAGCGUAUGGAGUAGUUUGUCGGUGACGCGCAGCAUUGGCGCCAUCUGUGGUUGGAUAAUGAUCGGUUUGACGCCACAUGAGGAUCUACUCUACGAACAUUUGCUGGAUCUAACCAAAUACCAAAUGACAAAUAACUGAAUGUUGAGUGAUGAGUGAUGAUGGCAAAGAGCGGAGAGAAGGUGUGAUCAAAACGAAAGGCAAUACUAAAAACUAGCUAAGUGGAAAAUAUUCUAUUAUAUUAUAUAAAAAAAUUGUACAGUUAGGUUAAAGAAAGUAAUAAAAUUAUUUAGGCAAAACCGAAAGAGCAAAAUAAAUGCCCGAAAAGCAAAAACAAAUGUGAAAUGUGAACAUGUGAAAAGUCUUCUAAAAGGAAACAAGUACUUGAGAGUAAAUAUAAAAUGAAACUUAAGCAUAAACAAUAUAUAUAUAAAUUAUAGUAUGAUUAAGCUUGAUUUUUUGUUUCUGGCAAAAUCGUAAAACAAAAUUGUUAUUAACUUAGAGUACUAAGAAGUUUUGUUGUACACUGCAAGAACUGCUACAAAAAACAUUAAAUGUAAUGCUUGAAAAAUGUACUUUUCAUUUUCUUUUCUUACAGCAACAAAUAUUUUUUAUGAAAUUAAAUUGUGUGUAACCUUGCAAAUAACAACACAAAAAAAAUAGAAAAACACAAACAACAUAUAUAUGCAAUUAAAGCUUUAAAAUAUGAUAUAGAUUUAUGUGAAAAUUAUUAUGCCAUUAUAAUCGAAAUGGAAAAAAUUGUGAAAUUAUACUUAGAACCAUGUAAGCCCUUCAAAGGCCGCUAGAAUCAACCGAAACCAAAAAAUGACCCAAACACAAAAUUUAAAAAAUUAAAUAAAAUAUAAAAACAAAAACCAAAACUAUAAGCAUAAUUUAGAAGAUAGGUUUA
Anastrepha ludens (Mexican fruit fly) is the source of this 5047-nucleotide messenger RNA. RefSeq lists its product as uncharacterized. The transcript has 5 exons. Gene Ontology annotation, cellular component: ciliary transition zone. Gene Ontology annotation, biological process: cilium assembly. The coding region runs from base 1642 to 4278 and encodes 878 amino acids. NCBI's taxonomy places the organism in Eukaryota, Metazoa, Arthropoda, Insecta, Diptera, Tephritidae. The record is from RefSeq and is a predicted model, not a curated record.